AUGGCAUUAUGGACAACAAUAAAUUCUAAUUUAAAUGAAAAUUCAACUGAAACUUAUCCUUCUCAAUCGUUAGAUGAAGAUCGUAGUAUGCGUCUCAUGACUCUAAAAAAAGUUCUUAAUAUUGGCAUUAUCAAUCAUAUUCAAUUAGAUGAAAGAUUAGCUAGGAAUUUAAAUGUUAAAGGUAUCAUUCUAUUAUCAAAUACUGUUACAACAUAUAUUCAACCGAAUAAUUUAUUUAUUCCACAACCUGAUAUAAAUGUUCAAUUGGAACAAUCAAAAAAAGCUAUUCAAAACGACAUAUGUUCUCGAGUUGUUAACCAUAAAUCAGAUAGUAUAUCUGUUAAUAAUGAAAAUCAUGAACGACAUUAUUCAACAAAAACACCUUAUAAAUAUUCUUCAGAAAAAUAUAUCUUAAGUUCACCACCAACUGGUUAUAAACCAAUUUGUAUACAACUUCUUGCUCGACAUGGAAGUCGAACUUUAAGUAGUCGUGAUUAUGAUUUAGAAACGUUAACAGUUUGGCAAUUAGCUAAACAAAAGAAUAUGUUAACACCAUUAGGUGAACAAUUAAAAAGAGACAUAGAAUUAUUUAUGCAUGAAAAUAAUCGUGUCGGACGUGGAGAAUUAACUCAAAUAGGUAAAGAAGAACAUUUUGGUAUUGGAACACGUCUAUUUAAUCGUUUCAAAUCCUUAUUGAUUUCAUCGAAUACAAUAUCUGUUAUGACAAGUGGUAAAAAACGUGCAGUAGAUAGUGCACAAGAAUUUAUUAAUGGUUUAACAAAAUCUGAAUGUAAUAUUCAAAUAUCACAUGAAAAACCAAAUAAAAAAUUACUUUAUUUUCAUAAAUCAUGUACUAAUUAUAUGACAUUUAAAGAAAGUGAUCCACAUAUACAAACAAAAUUAAAUAUAAUUAAAAAUUUAGAACUAUCAAAAACACAUGCAAGACAAGUUUUACAAAGAAUUUAUAAAAAUGAAUUUAUUGAUUUAUUAAUCGAUGGAAAUUAUGAUAUUGAUUCUAAAGAAAAUAUUGAUUCUAGUGAAAAGAAAAUUAUAAAAAAUGAAGUGGAUGUUGUUUUAUGUCUCUAUAACAUGUUUUCGGUUGCACCAGGUCAAAGUCAAUCCGAUUUAGCUAAAAUGUUAGCGAAAUAUUUUAAUCAAGAAGAAUCAAAAUGGUUUGCUUAUAUCAAUGAUGCACAGGAAUUCUACGAGAAAGGUCCAUCUAUCGAAGGAACUACAGUUACAUAUGAUAUGGCAAAACCACUGUUCACUGAUUUUUUCUCGUCAAUUGAUGCAUGUAUUGAAAAAAACAAAAAUAUUGUUGCACAUCUUCGUUUCGCACAUGCUGAAAUAAUCAUUCCAAUAGCAACACUUUUACAAAUUCCUGAUUUUUCAGGCAAUGCAGUACAUCCUUUAGAUAUUUAUACAUAUGAAAACAAUCAUUGGAGGGGUGAUACAACUGCUCCAAUGGCUGCUAAUAUUCAAUGGGAAAUUUAUCAACAUGAAACUAAUCCUAAUCAAAUAUUAGUACGAAUGUUAUAUAAUGAAAUGGAAGUCAGAUUUAAACAAGAUUGUAAACCAUUGACACCUGGCUCUUUUUUCUAUGAUUUUAAUGAAUUAAAACGGUCAUAUGCAGAUCUUAUAUUACCAUCAGUUUCCGAUAUGAAUUGA
Molecule: messenger RNA, 1668 nt
Organism: Rotaria sp. Silwood2
Lineage: Eukaryota; Metazoa; Rotifera; Eurotatoria; Philodinida; Philodinidae
Source: the annotation of a GenBank genome assembly